This is a messenger RNA of Cryptomeria japonica (Japanese cedar), 1415 nucleotides long. RefSeq lists its product as uncharacterized. Bases 395 to 1204 code for a protein of 269 amino acids. The record is from RefSeq and is a predicted model, not a curated record. The transcript has 5 exons. Lineage: Eukaryota; Viridiplantae; Streptophyta; Pinopsida; Cupressales; Cupressaceae.
GUACCCCUCGGGAGACCAUCGCUUUAGUCUCGAAAGUGGGUUUAGUUUGGUUUAUCGUUCUCUGAUUUGAUUUAGUACCCUCUGGUAGUUUGCUAGCUUUAUGGGCUGCACAUUGCAACUGGUGGCCGCUCUCUGUAUGUGACAGGUCCAUCGAUACGAACACUAUGAAGCUUUCUUAGUGUUCCCAUAAGUAAAGUCGGAAAUAUUUGAAAUACUUGUGGGCUUUGUCUCCAGGAUAGUCUUUCAUUCACGACAUUCUAGUAAUCUAACUUGGCAGUAUGCUGUCGCGUCCGUGAGUUCUGAGCUACUCAAGUUUUGCGAACUACUAUGAUAACAACCUGAAAACCAUUUUCUGUGAUGACCUUAAAAAUACUUGUAAAUAAGUCAGGGAGAAAUGGAAAGCCAAGGAGUUCCGAAAGAAGCAGAAGCAGAAGGAGAUGGAAUUUUGAAGAUAGGAGACAUGCAACUCCCAGGGAGACUGAUUUCUGAUGCUUCAGAAGAGAUUAUGCUGCUGUGGGCAAUUGGGCAACCUUGCACAGCUCGCCAGAACAAUUUUGUUAAACAAACAUCCAACCACCUCAAACUGGAUGCCUGUGGUCAUAACCUCUCCAUCCAGCAAUCUCCAUCCUCGAUGAACACGUCAGGUGUGACAGGAGGUGUUAUGUGGGAUAGUGGGAUUGUGUUGGGGAAAUUCUUAGAGCAUGCUGUUGAUUGCGAUUUGUUGAACUUGAGAGGAAAAAAGUGCGUGGAGCUCGGCUCAGGCUGCGGACUAGUUGGUUGCAUAGCAGCUCUUCUGGGUGGGAAUGCCAUUUUAACAGACAUGCCUGACCGAUUGAGGCUGCUUGCAAAGAAUGUUGAAGAGAAUGUGAGGGAGUUGGAUGCACGAGGUUCAGCCUCUGUGAGAGAGCUGACAUGGGGGGAGGAUUUGGAUUCUGAUCUGUUGAAUCCUCUGCCUGACUAUGUUCUUGGGUCAGAUGUUGUCUACAGUGAAGCAAUUGUUCAUGAUCUACUCACUACUUUACAGGGACUUUGUGGAAAUCAUACUAUCAUUUUCAUUUCUGCAGAGCUUCGCAAUGAUGCAGUACUUGAAUAUUUCUUGGAGUUUGCAUUGAAGAACUUUAGUGUUGGGUGUGUCGAUCAAGGGAUUUGGCACCCACACUAUAAAAGUCGUCGUGUAGUUAUCUUUAUCAUGGCUAAAUUGUAAAAAUUCAUUAAACAACAUCUUUAACAAUUUUGAUAAAUUAUUAAGACUUGAGAUUAAAUGUUGUGGCACCUAAUAAAAUUUUUGACCACUUGUUCUACCUUGUAGAAUCUUAUUUGAUCAAUAAAAAUAUGGUGCCAAUUUUUCCUCUAAUAAAUGCAGACUUUUCUUUGUAAGAACCUUCUUACACAAUAUUACAAAAAAGUUCUGGAUA